Molecule: messenger RNA, 8392 nt
Organism: Apis florea (little honeybee)
Lineage: Eukaryota; Metazoa; Arthropoda; Insecta; Hymenoptera; Apidae
Biological process (GO): homophilic cell-cell adhesion
Cellular component (GO): plasma membrane
Molecular function (GO): calcium ion binding
Source: RefSeq, a predicted model, not a curated record
AAGGUGGAUGCACCCUCGACAACCUGUGGAGAGGGGAUGACCGGUGUUUCGCGGGGUACACGUGACACGAACGUAUAGAGUUCGAGUUGAGGGUUGAACGAGACAACCCCUUCACAUGCGCGGCGUUCGCGGCCACGUGAAGUGUUGCGUUCUUCCACAACUCUCGAAAAUGUCGACCCUCGACCACGGUUAAAACUCCUCUCGCGUUAAAAUCUAAUCUCUUUUCGUGGAAAUUCUUUGGUCAAAUAGAGAGAAACUUUUUUUUCGAUCGAGAAACGAAAAAAAUCAAACUCGAAAAUCCAAGAAAAAGGAAAAAAGACGGAGGAGGGAAACGAAUGUUACGAAAAGUUUGCGCGACGUGUGUCGUCGGGGUGUUACUUUAAUUGCAAGUGCUUCGUUCAACGUCUUCUCGUUAUUACAUUACAGUUUUCGAUUAAGAUAUUUGAUUAUUUUUGAAGCUUUUAUCGAUUUUAUCGAUGCUCGUUCAAUAAUCGUUUCGAUAUGAUUGCUCGUUACUUUUAAAGUGAUAGUUUUUUCGAGGGGGAGAGGUAUGAUUCGCAAGAAGUGUGGGUCUCUGCGUGUACGAAUUACUUUACGCGGGAAAAAGUAAUUUUUUUUGAAAGAUUUCGUUGAAGGAACGAUCGAUGGAUGUCCUGGCAAAAAACAUGCAUUGCUUCACGAUUCUGCGCUGCUGAAUGACUCUGCUGCGAUCAGAAUGCCCUUUGCAGGAGAAUGGUGCAAAGUAUGGAUUUAUUUCGGAUUCGUUUUCGCGUGGGCGAGAGGUGCACGUCCACGCUUUGAUACUUCCACGGAUAUGGGAUUAGUUCUAGUUCCAGCUGAUGCUGAAGUGGAUUCGGUCAUUUUUCGUCUUCGAGCCACUGACCAGGAUGCAGAUUUUCCGCUCGUUUUUGAAAUAACCGCCACCAUCACACCUGUUGUAAGGAUCGACAACCUGCCGUGCACGUUGUACAACAAAGUGUGUCAAGCCAAUGUGAUUCUAACGAAACGGCUAGUUCCCGGACGCCUUCACGAUUUUGCCGUGAGGGUUAGGGACACGAAGGGAGACUCGAACUCGAUGCAAGCCACUAUUUCUGUUACGAACGCGACCACCCCUCGUGAUAAAAUAUUCCCCCACAUACCUUCCCUCAUUAUGGUGCCCGAGGAUACCAAGCCGGGCAAAGAGUUAGAUUAUCUUCUGGUGAGAGCCAAUUCUCGAAGCGGGAAACCUGUUUAUAUCGAACUCUGGCAACCGAAAGAACUUUUUACCAUAAGGCAGCGGCAAACGCCCAUCCAAACACGAGGGGUAAUUAUACUAACCGGAGAAUUGGAUUUCGAGACGCAAUCAAUGUACACCCUCACCAUGUAUGCCACGGACCCGUACACGGAACAGGGGAAAGAUACGAGAAAUAUCGCGGGUCUAAGCGUCGUUGUGAUAGUUCAAGACGUACAAGAUGUUCCUCCAAUUUUCACCUUGGCACCUCCCCUCACGAGGAUUAACAAUUCCAUACAACCUGGUGAUAUAGUGGUGCGAGUGCAUGCAGAAGACGGGGAUAAAGGGGUGCCGCGUGAAAUCGUGUACGGUCUCGUGUCCGAGGGCAAUCCUUUUACACCGUUUUUUAACAUCUCGGAGACAAGUGGUGAAAUCACUCUUGCCAGACCUUUGGAGGAGCUCACGCAAAUCACGCACGUCGGAGCUCCGGUUGUACUUACGGUGGUUGCUGAAGAGAUAAGAAGGAACAGGGACGAGCCACCGGCCCAAGCGACAGUUGUCGAUGUUGGUUCCUUCUUGGGGAACCGAAACAGUCCACCGUACUUCGAGAGUGAUAAUUACAUCGCCACGAUAGACGAGAAUCCUGAGCCGGGGACCGUGAUAAACUUUGGUGAACAGUAUUCGUGCAGAGUGAAGGAUGAGGAUAUCGGGAAGGCUGGAGUGUUCACGUUAAAAUUGGAGAAUAACAAUAACACCUUCGAAAUAAAUCCAACAGUUGCAGAACGUGCUGCGGAUUUUGUUAUAACCGUUCGAGAUAAUACGCUGAUUGAUUACGAAUUGUACAAAUCUUUAUCUUUCAAGAUCGUUGCUCAAGAAGUUGGUCCGGCGACGAAUCUGUCGGCACUAGUACCAGUCGCUAUAUUUCUAAGGGACGUUAACGACAAUUCACCGAUAUUCGAUGAGGAAUCAUACGAAGUGACGUUGUCCGAAAACGUGACCGAAGGUUCGCGCGUGACACAGGUGCACGCAACCGAUAAAGACACAGGUAUCUAUGGAAAUAUUCGAUACACCGAUAUAAGAGGAGAGGGAAGCGAAGCUUUCACUAUGGAUCCAGACACGGGAUCGAUAACCGUCAGCAUGGGCUCUACUUUGGAUCGAGAGAUCGCAGCAAGAUUCGUGUUAACCGUGGAAGCACGAGACGAGAACGGAAAUGGGAACAGAGGCGUUGUUCCUUUAAUAGUUAAUUUAUUAGAUGUCAAUGACAAUGCACCGAUAUUCGAAAAGGACGUUUACGAGUUCGCGUUGAACUCUGAUCUCACCAACUUUACAUUGCCAGCUUUUAUAAAGGCUAUCGAUGCCGAUUCAGAGCCGCCCAAUAAUGUGGUCAGAUACGAGAUAAUUCAUGGAAACUACGAGAACAAAUUCUAUUUGAACGAAACGAGCGGCGAAUUAACACUUUUGUCGCCAAUUACGAAAAUCAGGCGAAAGAAGCAGAGCGCUUAUGAUAGAUUCUCGAAGAAAAUGGGUACGAAAUUUGUGAAAGAUCGAGAGGAUCACAAAAACGAAUUAUCGAUGAACAAUCAAAACGGGAUUAACUUGGGAAAUUUAACUAAGGAAAUGAUGAUGGAGGUGGUAAAGAAGCGACGAAAACGAGCCAACGAUGACCCAUUAUACACUCUUACUGCCAGAGCAUACGAUUUAGGUGUACCGCAUCUUUCGAGCGAAACGAAAAUUCGAAUAUUGAGUGGUGCCGCUAUGGAAGCGCGGAUAAUGAUGUUCGUAGUGCCGGGAGAACAACCUGAUUCAACGAAAACUGCCGAAACAUUAGCUGCUAUCACAGGUGGCCGAGUCACCGUUCUAGAAACUCGCCCUUACAUUCAACAGAAUCAUACAGGGGGUACAGGGACUCUUCCUGGAGGAGGAGGAGGAGGAGGGAAAAAGAGUAUUAUCAUAGCUCGAGUUGAACAAACGGAGCCGGGUACAUCAUUGGUAGAUGUAGAGAAGAUUCGAGAAACUUUGGCUGCCAAUGGGGUUGGAAUUAUCGGGGGUACCGAUGCAAUUAUGAACGCAACGAACAUGGACAAUACAAAAGUUCCCCUUGAUGGAACGCCUAAACAUACCACUGCUAACGAUGGCCAAGCAACUGCUAUCAAUAAUACGAUUAUCACUACUCAAAACGAAGAAGUGACUGUUUACAAAGCAGAAAACAAAUUGUUAUUCUGGCUUCUGAUAAUUCUCGGUCUGCUCAUGCUCUUGGCCGUCGCCAUAUUGAUUGCUUGCUGCAUAUGUCCCGGAUGCCCGUUUUACAUGGCGCCCAGAAAAAGGCGAGUACAUUCGUCGGAAACGUUGGUCGUACGUGCAGACGGAAGACCGAAGAGGCAUCUUCAUCGACAACCUGCAAUACCUAUCGAAGUAUCGUGGAAUGGGAGGAAACAAGCGUGGAGCGCGGAUCCAACGAGAAGAAAUUGGCAAUUUAACAAAAGAAACGUGAAAAACUGUUCCCUUCCUGGGGAUGUUGCCUAUAUUUCCGGCCAGCCGAACGACAUUCACACGAAGCUCGUCGAAGUUGAAAGAUUAAGGGACGGGGGGGGACGUUCUUACGAUCACACGAGGAGAAGCAGGAUGAACGAGCAAGAAAGAAUGUACAUGGAGGAUAUCGAAGAUCAAAAGGCAAGAGGUUACCGCACUGCCGAAUUGGAAUCUCUGCAACGGCACGAAAUGGACAGAGGUUCGGAUCUGCAACAGGCUUAUAGGCAAAGAUUCGUGGAGCACGACACGAACGAAGAAACGACGGUGAGAGAGCAACACUUCUUCCGCGAAGGAAACGCGGAAGUCCUUCGAUUAGUAACACGUGGGCAAGUAGAAGACACAACGUCCCAUCAUCCUCACCGUCCAACUUUAAUCAUAGAUGGUAAGGAUAUAAUUCUGCAAAGGUUCAUAGAGGACCAGAAGUCAAGGCACGAGUUGUCGAUGCAGGACAUCGAGGCAGCUCGUAGCAUGGAAUCCCAUCAACGAUCCAAAGAGGUUUGCCACCAGCAACCGGAGAUAAUCUUGAUACCGGACAGGUUGGAGCUAGGCCACAGGCAACACGUGGAAGAGAUCGGGCCCAACGUUCAGAGGCUCGUGAUCGAUCACGGUGAUUACGAUCCCUCACAAAAGGAAAAGGAGACUCGUACGAGGGAAACGAUUAGGCAAGAGAAGCAAGAGAUCGCCGAGAGGGCGACGAUCGUCACCAAGGAUCACGCGCGAUCGAGCAACACCCAGUAUCCCUUCCACGAUUUGGAAUUGGCCAGGCAAAACGUUUUGUUGACACGGUUAUUGUUGGAGAAGGAGAAUCGCAGAGCGGGCGCGGGUGCGAUGGACUCUACGAGCUAUUUAGAGACGCAGAGUCUGCCUGGGCAGGUGGCGAUAGCUACUCAAACGGAUAGGACGGCUGCCACUCAGACGGAUCGUCACGUGAAGAGCAGAAGCGACAACGACGAGUCGGACAACGAGGAGUCGAGAUACAGGAAGAAGUUGAAAUCUAGGAAGAAAUAUGGGGGGGAUGGGGAUUGGAGACGGUCGAGGACUCUGUGGAUGAAGUCGCCGAUCGAGGAAGAGGGGAGCCCUUGCUUCGACAAACGAUUGAGCAUUCUGAGGAAGAAGGUGAGAGAGGUGAAGGAAGGCAGGAAGAUUUCUCUGGAGCCGGAAGUGUUGAGAGAGAUCUCGGAUUCUUUGGAUGGGAAUGGAAGUUCGUGCAAAGGCGAGGAAGACGAAACGAUGAGGAGUUAUAGAAAAUCAACGGAGCAAACGAGUAUCAGUUACAAAAUAUUGAACGAGAAGGAGACCGAUCUAUCCCGAUCUUCCGAGGAGAAGAGGAAAGAGAAGCGGCAAGAGAAAAGUAGCGAGGAGGUGACGGACGAUCAGAAGGUGAACGCCACGGAAUCGUCCUCGCCAGAGAUAAAAGUUCAACGCGAGAAACCGAAGGAGAAAAGUCCUAAAAGGGAAACGAGAUCGAAGAAGUCGGAAGGCGUGAUAAAGCCAAGUUUCAGGAUUCUCGAGAAAGAAUUUACGAUGCUCACGAAGAAACUGAGCAAGUUGGGGGACAAGAAAUUCCAGGAGAGCACUGCCAGUGACAGCACGAGCCAAGAAAAGUCGGACUCCCUUGCUAAGGACGCGAAAAAGGACUUGGAUCAAAAAAGUUUGAAAAAAACGGACCCUUCAACUUCGCAGAAGCACGAAACGACGUGCGCGUCAAAACUGGAACAGAAAGGAAAACAGAGAAAAGAUUCGGCCAUAGCCAAGACGAAACAAAAGUUGAAGUAUCAACAGAGUCAAGUCAUGAGUACAGGCAGUUCGGAACUCGACGAUUCGCUUGGGUUCGACAAGCCGAAGAAGCCGAGUGGGACGCGGCAUGAAACCACGAAGCAGAAACAACCCGUUGGUAUCCAAGGCCAUGCAAAAGUGAAACGAUUGGUACAGAUGGAUCGACGAGAAUCGAAAAAGCAAGCGUCUGAAUCGAAGGAUGAAGAAACGGAGAAACGAAAAGAUGGAGUAUCGAAAGGAGUUUCGAAAGGUGAAUUAAAAUCCGAGAAGAUUGGAAAAAUGGCGGCAAAGGCGCCGAAAUUAAGUGUUCUGUCCCGUAAACAAAACGUAGUCGAGGAAACCAGUACCAGCACGGAAGAGAAAAGGGAGGAGGAAAGGGGUACGUUUACUUUUGAAAAAAAGAGCAGUACGGAUUUCUCAGAGAGAGAUUCGAACGGUUUGUUCCAGCCUGAAAGGGAGAGGCUGGAGAAAAAAAUAAUUCAAAAAUUUAGCGAUGAUUUUGUUGAAAGGGAAGAUACCAGUGAACAGAAAGUAACUACUUCUACGGAAGAAGAGAAAGAUACAGCGAGCACGGAGGAACGGAAAGUUAGUAUGAUAGGAUCGUCGAAAAAUGGGAUACGUAAGAGUCAAGAUCAACAGGAAGAACGCGUUAGUUCAAAGAAAGCGUUAGAUGAUCAUUCGGCUCAUUUGCAUACCAAGGAACAAUUAAUUACAGAUAUUAAGUUCAUUGAUAUGGGUCCAACUAGAAAAGAAGAAUUAGGGAAAAUUAUCGUACGAGAUCAGAAAGUUGAUAAAAUGGCAUCUAAAGUAGAACCCACGAAAAUCCAAAAACCAAUGAAACGAGAGGAUAAAAGUAUAAAAUAUAGUGACGAGGAUAGAAUAAAGGAAACUAUACGUGUGGAUGAAUUAGUGAGUAAAAGUGAAAAAGAAAUAAUCGAACGGGUUCGAGAUAAAUUAGAGGAUUACAUGGAGAAGGAUAAACCACUGAAUGAUUUUAAAAAACAAAUUGAAACUAAACUUGAUAGUAGGAUAGAAGAAGGGAGACAAGAAGACAGAGAAUUAAGUGACACGUAUAAAUAUUUAAAAGAAGAAAUAGAGAAAAUGUCAGAAGAUUUCAAGAAGAAACGCGAAGAGUCUAAGAAAACAGAAUCAGAAUCAGAAGAAGAAGAAGAAGAAGAAGAGAAUAUAUUAUCAAGAUAUGUGCACGAUAUCGAGGAUAAAAAUGGCGCAAAACAGAAGGCAGAAAAAAGGAUACAAGUAGAAGUACACGUGCCUAUAGAAAAAGAGAACAAUGGCAAAAUGGACGCGACGCAAAAAAUGGAAAAGGAUAUAAAAUCUGAAGUUUUAAGCAAAGAAAAAGAUAGUAUGAAAUUUGAUAUUACAGAUGUACAUACUGAUAAAUUAGAGGAGGAAAAACAAGUAAAACUCGUGGGUAUUUCAACGACAGAUCACAUUUUUGAAAAAGAAGAUUCGACAAAAAUUGCAUUCAAUGAUGAUGAUAAAGAAAAAAUUAGCUCAAGUGUGGAGAUUCCUCAUAAAGAAAAAACUACAUCAACGAUAGAAACUGAUAAACAAAUAGAAGAAAAUAUUUUUUUAGAUGAUCGAGAAAAGCGUGAUAAAGAAAAAGAAGACGUUAAAAUUAAAUCUGAUAAUGGAGUCAUAGAAAGUACUAUUAUAAGUAGUGAAGAUAAGAAAAUUAGCGACAAAGAAAAAUUUACUAUAAAAAGUACAGGAGAAGAUUAUGGAAAAACAAUGGAAGACUAUAAAAUUACUGAAGAAAUAAGUCAGGAUAAAAAAAUUAUUGAAGAAACGAUCAAAGAUCAAAAAUUAGAUGCAGAAACAAUUGCGGAUUAUAAAGUAACUGAGGAAACGGCAAAGGAUCAAAAAAUUGAUAAGGAGGAAACGAAGGAUCAUAAAUUCGAUGGAGAAACAAGUAUGGACUAUAAAAUUAUUGAAGAAAAAACCGAGGAUUCAAAAAUUGAUGAAAAACAAGCAAGUUCGGAUCGCAUAUUAACUAUGGAAAAAAUUAAAGAUCAAGAAGAGGAUUAUAAAAUCGUCGGAGAAACAAGUAUGGAUCACAAAAUAAUUGAAGAAGAAAUUAAAGAUGAAAUAAUUGAUAAAGAAUCAAUAGAAAAACAUAAAAUUGCUGAAGAAGCAAUUGUAAAAAUUAUUGAAGAAAUACCAAAAGAUCAAAAAAUUAAAGAUGAUACAAUAAAGGGUGAUACUGAAAAAGCAACUGUGAACCGUAUUGAAGAAACAUCUAAGGAUCAAGAGAUUAAAGAAAUUUCAGAGGAUUACAGAAUUGCUGAAAAAACAACUGAGGAUUUUAAAAUAACUGAGAAAGUAACUACAGAUCAUAAAAUGGAAGAAAAAGUAAAAAAGGAUUACACAAUAGUUGGAGAAAGAUUUGACGAUGAUAAAUCUUUGAUAAGAACUGAUUUUACUAUCAAGGAAAAAAUAUCUGAUAAAAAACAAGAUUCAACAGAAAUUAGUAGAGAAGAAAAUAUUUUCUUAGAUAAAAAAAAAGAUUCUGAUGAAAAGACAUUUGCUAAAAAAAUUGAUACAGAUGAUCACGAAAUCAGUACAAAAAAGGUUUUGGAUACUGAAGAAGAAAUUGACAGUCAAAAGAAAAAAAGUAUUUCUCCCGAAAUAAAAGAAACUCUUCCUGUAGCAGAAGCUGUGACAGAACUAAUUAAAAGUGACGAUGAAAAAAUUAGUGAUAAAAAAGAUAUUUUUAUUGGCAAAGAAAAAGAAAUUGAAGAAAAAAAAGAAAUUCCAAAAAGUGAUAAAAUUGAAAAAGAAAGUAUUAUCGAUGAUAAAGACAAGGAAGAAGAUUCUAAUAAAAAAAAAAAAUAACUACAGAAACUGAAGAAACUG